CUUUUAUAGGUGAUACAACAACAGCAACAGCAGCACAUGGCCGGCGGAAUGGGUGCUGUUGUAAGACCGCCACCACCUGAAUACAAAGCUGCGGCUCAAGCACAGAUGAUGCACGCUAGUAUCGGAAUGGGCCAGCAAGCGAGGUUCGCGAAUGCUGGAUCUAUGCGCAGAGUUACACAACAACCUAUGCCACCGUCAGGUCCGAGCAUGCUGAGGCCGCAAAUGGCGCAACAGCAGCAACAGCAGGCGUUACACGCGGCCGGUGGUAAUAUGUACAUGAGUGGUGGCGGGAUGGCCGCUAUCGGCAGUAUGCAUCAGAUGCACCAACGUAUAGGCUAUCCGAGAACUAACAAUCAACGGCCGCCCAACGUCAGCGUCGGCCCUCCGGACGGCCUUGGGAAAUAGCAUCGCGGGUCGCGGCCCUCAGCAGGAAUGGGGACGACAUGUUCUCAUGCAGCAACAGCAACAGGGCUUUCAAGCGCAGAUGCGAUCGCAAUUCAAUCAGCAAGGUCACCAAGGUGGCUUUGGUAUGGGUGGCGCAGGAGGCACAAUGCAAAUGACCGCGACGCAGAUGCAGCAUCAGCAGUUAAUCCGUUCACAAAACGGUAAUAUAGCCGGCUCGGGAAUGGCUAACAACACGCAGAUGCAACAAUUGUUGACGCAACAGCACCAACAACAAACCCUAGCUAUGCAGCAGAACAACAACCAAAUGUCAUUGCAGAUGCAGAUGUCACAGACAAGUUCCGUUAAUCCGAUAAACGUUACUGGAACUGGUUCUCCGUUGCAUCCGCAUCAGCAAUACGGCGCGGGUAGCCCGGGAGUGCGGAGUCUACCGCCACUGCAGCAACACCCUCAACCGCCGCCGCCUACCGCUACUACGGAUCCGUCCGUAGCGGCCAAUGACUUUAGCCUCGAAUUCCUGGAAAAUCUUCCUACGGGAGACACGUCGAAUUUCAGCGCUCAAGAAUUGCUUAAUUCUCUCGAUUCUACGGCCGGUUUCAAUCUCGAUAUUCUGUAAUGAGAUCAUUACGUCUGCUCUGUGGUUGGUAUGUCAACCGGUACGUCGAUUUAUUACAAUGGGACGCGAUUCUAUAUCAAGUAUAAAAUAUAUAUACUUGGCGCGAUACCGACGAAUUUCACUUCGUCCGUCCGCGUAUCGAUCUGCUUCCCAUCGUACUUGCCCUCACUGUAUCACAAAAGUCGGUCUUUUUUUUUUUACACAUAUUAUCGAAAUUCAAAUUUUAUUUUCAAUG
This is a messenger RNA of Nylanderia fulva, 1253 nucleotides long. Lineage: Eukaryota; Metazoa; Arthropoda; Insecta; Hymenoptera; Formicidae. The record is from RefSeq and is a predicted model, not a curated record.